GCCCAGCUGCCCUUUCCCGCUUCUUACGUUUUCUGGAACUUUCCAUCCAGGGUGGAAUCGCAGGUUUGAGAGAGAGUGAAAUAGAGGGAGAGGAGAGAGCACAGCUGAAGCUUCAGCCGAAAAAAGCGUCAUUAAUUAGAUCACCCAGGACCAUAUUUUUAAAUUGAUACUCCCGGAAUUUGGCAUUUAGGAAAAUUUGUAAAAGCAGCAUCUUUGCCCAUACUUGCUUUGAGAUGUCAUUCUUUUUAAAUGUUCUGGACAGGCUGGCAUAUUUUCUUUCCUUCCUUGGAUUUUGCGUUAGCGCUUCCUUCAGUUGGCUAAAAUGAGUUCAAGCCGCUAAAUUUCUUGACCAAAUGAAGCCAGAUAUCUCUUAUUGGUUUUCACUUACUUCAUUUUAACGGAAUUAUUCUGAAAACAUUUAUUAUGAGGUGUGUUUCCUCUGCUCGUUGCUCAAGCUGUGGAUCUGGACGUCAAAGUAUGUGACUGUCAGAAGCAGGGGGGAGUGAGAUCCUGGAGGCUGGGAAUACUAUGGUGCUACGUUGUGCUGCUACGCUGAGCUGGAGCCAUGUGCUUAUGCUGGUGCUGUGUCUGUCUGCGGCUGCGGACUUCCACUGGACAAAGCACGACCGCAGCCCCUUCCAUUAUGGCCCUUUUCCAGCUGGAUUUUCGUGGGCAGCCGGCAGUUCAGCCUAUCAAACAGAAGGAGCCUGGGACACGGAUGCCAAAGGAGUGAGCAACUGGGAGUCAUUUUCCCACAAGAUGGGACAAAUAAUCCACACCGCCAAUCAGGACUGUUCCUAUGAGGGAUACUGCAAAGUCAAGGAAGACAUCUCCCUCCUGACGAAGCUGAAGCUGAACUUUUACUGCUUCUCCCUGUCCUGGGCUUGGAUCUUCCCCACAAGGAGGAAGGCUGACCCUGAAAAAGGGAUAAACCACAAUGAUGCCCCAAUCAAUGGUCUCUUGGAGAACUGGAUCACCCCUGUUGUGACCGUGUACCACUGGGACCUGUCAGAAUCCCUGCAGGGAAAGUAUGGUGGCUGGCAGAAUGAAUACAUGGUGUACCACUUCAAUGACUUUGCCUCGCUGCGCUUCGAGAGGUUCAGAGAUAGGGUGAAAUACUGGAUCACUUUCCAUAGCUUCUGGUCUAUAUCGGGAGAUGAGAUGGGAGAACACGUUCUCGGGCUGAAACUGAGGGGCACUGGGCCUUACAGAGUGGCCAAUCACAUUGGAAAGGCCCAUGCUAAGGUCUGGCACAGCUACAAUGCUCACUGGUGCAGUGCACAGAAAGGGAGAAAGAACAUCCAGCAGGGUCUGGUUAGCUCUCAGCUGCCUGCCUUUUCAUCCCAAGGGAAGAGCUACAUCAAGGGCAACUACAACUUCCUGGGCAUCAGCCAUUUCAUACUCUACGCAGGAGAGAACUUCCCACCAGGCCACCAGGGUGGCUGCUUGUCCUACUGUGGUCUGGUAGACCCAUGCUGGCCUGACUUUGAGUGGCUCUACUCCUUGCCCUGUGGGAUCCACCGCCUGUUUAACUGUGUCAAGACUCAGAUUAUAAAUCUGAUAAUCGAGAAGACCACAUGCCCAGAGCUUUGUGGUGAGUGGAUGAUGCAGUACUUCAGGGAGUCCAUCAAUAAAAUGCUGAAAGAACUGGGUAAGAACUGUGGGCUUUACUGUUCUCUGCUGACUGCUAAUUGGCUACCUCACAGAUGGACAGCUGGAAACAGAGCUCCUCCUCCAAUCGGCUUCAAGCUGCAGGGGCGGGAAAGGGAGAAGGAAUUCCGAAGAUCCGGCCAAUGCACGCCGAAGCUUAGAUCACAACAGAUUAAAACCCCUACUGAACUUCGUUUUUCUUUUUGUGGCUUUGCGAGUUUGUGAGUUUACGAGCACGCGCACGCACACACACAUACACAGGCGACGGGUACACUGCCCUGCUGAGAGUCACUGUGACCUGCUGUCUCCUGCUGAUAGGAAGAGGUGCGGCAUUAAACAACACUGAACCUCCCCCUCCAAGUCUGUGGGCUUGACGGUUAGCCAAUACUGUUCCAAAAUGGCUGUGUGUGAUCUGUGGUUUCCAUCUUGUUUGCAAAGGCUUAAAAAAAAUAAAAGAAAA
This is a messenger RNA of Anguilla rostrata (American eel), 2110 nucleotides long. RefSeq names its product lactase-like protein. The record is from RefSeq and is a predicted model, not a curated record. Gene Ontology annotation, molecular function: beta-glucosidase activity. The coding region runs from base 529 to 1875 and encodes 448 amino acids. The transcript has 12 exons. Gene Ontology annotation, biological process: carbohydrate metabolic process. Lineage: Eukaryota; Metazoa; Chordata; Actinopteri; Anguilliformes; Anguillidae.